GGCGACCGGAGCUUCCCUAUUGAUCGCUGCUUGUGUGCCGGGCAAUUUGCUGACCCCAUUCCUAGCCUGUGCCCCAACACGGAGCUGUCACUGCCAACCACACCCUUCCCCACCAACCUGCCUCGCGCAAUAGGCCAUCCGUCCACGCCAGCCGCCAGCCGCCCAGUCGCGCGCGAAGGGGCCAUCAGGCAGACCACCGAGGAGAGUCCUGCGAGCUUCCGCAGCCUCUCUAGCCGCCGCCCGCCCGCCGUCACCGCCGCGCCGCCGCAACACUUCUCGGACGCAAAGCGGCACGCCGCCGCGCUGAGCAAGCAGCCAUGGCGUCGCAACUCGACCUCGACCACGACACCAUGGGCGAGAAAUGCCCGUCGUGCAACGCGCUCCGCUACCUAAACCCGGACAUGGUGCUCAAGACCAACGAGAAGUGCUACCACCAGAUAUGCGACACGUGCGUGCGCCACAACUACGAGAACGGCCAGGCACGCUGCCUCAUCAAGGGCUGCGAAAAGAUCCUGCGCAUGGCCGACUGGCGCACCGCCUUCUUUGCCGACCUGGACGUGGAGCGCGAGGUGGACGUGCGCCGCCGCGUCGCCCGCAUCUUCAACCAGACGGGCGACGACUUCGAGUCGCUGCAGGCGUAUAACGACUACCUCGACAUGGUCGAGACGCUCGUCUUUGACCUCGUCGGCACCGACCGCGCGAGGGCCACGGUCGCAGACGAGAACCUGAAGCGCUACGAGGCCGAGCACAAGGCCCAAAUCGAGCGCAGCCGCCGUAAGGGCGCCGCCGCCGAGGAGCGCGCCCGCCAGCUGCGCGCCGCCGAGCAGGAGGCCGCCGCCGCCCGCCGCCGCGAGGCCCGCGAUAUCGACCGCGACGAGCAGCGCCGCAAGCUACUCGCCCACGAGGACGCGCUUGACACCCUCGCCCGCGCCCCCGAGGGCACCGCCGCCCGCAUCGUCGAGCGCCAGCGCGACCAGCACCGCCUCGAGGCCCUAGCCGACGGCGAGGCCCGCGACCUGCGCGCGGCCGCCGGCGCCGGCGGCCUCUCCAUCCGCGGUCUCAAGGAGAAGAAGAAGGCGGCGGUCGAGGGUCCUUACGAUCCCUUUGGCGGCCUGGACCUGGGCCUGUCGCGCCACCAGCUCCAGGACACGUACCGCAACGACUGGCUCGAGACCUACAAGCACAAGCCCUCGCACGCCACGGGCGGCUACAGCAUGCAGGAGUACUACGCCCGCGCCAUGUUCGAGGCCUUUGCCGGCAUCGCCGUCUUUGUCGAGGACGAAAAGGAGACGGGCCUCGUCACCAGCGGCCCCACGGCCGCCGCCGUUGCCACCCUUGGUGCCUCGCUGGCCGCUGUUAAAGGCACCGCCGGUCGCACCUAGACGGAUGCCGGAUAGCAGGCGGCCAAGGAUGUGCAAGGGGGUUUACACCUCCCGCUCCAAGAUACUUUUAAGUUUUCAUUUUACGUCGUAGAUAUUCCGUUUUUUUGCAUCGCGGAGGCGUCUGGCGCCUCGCACUUGUUUUUGGGUUCAUGUUGGCUGGCAAUCAAUCAAGGAUCAGCGGAUACCCGCCGCUUAUACUUAUCAAGAUACUUAGGUCGGUAGGUAGAGAACAAGGGAAUGGAAGAUAGAUAAAAUUUUCAUUAUAUUUACCAUUGCCCUGCGCAUUUAUUUUUCUCUUUUUCUCUUUUUUUUUCAGGUUGCUGAUCGACUCUCGACUCAGGCGUUUUGGUGAGCAAUUCGAGGUGAGUCGCCACAACGUCCACGUCCAAGCCUCCCAUACAAGCACCGCUUUGUGUUUGUAAAUACAAAGAACCAGAUGGUUAC
This is a messenger RNA of Gaeumannomyces tritici R3-111a-1, 1826 nucleotides long. RefSeq names its product CDK-activating kinase assembly factor MAT1. The coding region runs from base 318 to 1382 and encodes 354 amino acids. Gene Ontology annotation, molecular function: cyclin-dependent protein serine/threonine kinase activator activity. The record is from RefSeq and is a predicted model, not a curated record. Gene Ontology annotation, biological process: regulation of transcription by RNA polymerase II; positive regulation of cyclin-dependent protein serine/threonine kinase activity; nucleotide-excision repair. NCBI's taxonomy places the organism in Eukaryota, Fungi, Ascomycota, Sordariomycetes, Magnaporthales, Magnaporthaceae. The transcript has a single exon. Gene Ontology annotation, cellular component: transcription factor TFIIH holo complex.